This is a messenger RNA of Strongylocentrotus purpuratus (purple sea urchin), 2788 nucleotides long. RefSeq lists its product as uncharacterized. Lineage: Eukaryota; Metazoa; Echinodermata; Echinoidea; Camarodonta; Strongylocentrotidae. The coding region runs from base 870 to 1739 and encodes 289 amino acids. The record is from RefSeq and is a predicted model, not a curated record. The transcript has 8 exons.
CCUGUGUGUUGUCAAGUGUCCCACACCAGCCUCAUCACAUCACCUAGCCGAAGCUUUGUGUUCUAUGCCAAACCUGUCUGACCUAACACUUGGAGGAAAUCUCAAUGAGGAGUUCUACUCUACAUUGAAAGCAAAGGCUCCAUCCAUACAGGUAUGUGUGUCGUAAUGUAAAUGUCAUGGAGGGUCAUUGAUCGACAGAAACAACAGUAAUAGUUAUAUUAACACCCCUCUUUAAAGGUCAUUCACUUGGUAUAUUGGAACAGUCAUGAAACAUGGAAUAAAAGCAAACUACACAUUUACUGAUUCAGUUGAAAUUUAAGUGUGUAUAGGAUUGACAUUGUUUGGAUCAAUAUCCAACAUUUUCCAAGUUUGAUUGAUAUGUAAAAUAUGUCAUAUAGUUAUAAGGAGCUAAUUUAAAUAUAGUCUUGAAUUUUCCACAACUGCACCUCAGCAACAAACCUCCUGACUUAUGAUUAUUGUGCACAUAAAAUCCAGAGUUAUGAAUACCUGUAAUACAUUAAUAGCAAAUGUAUAUUUAUUGGUAUUGAUUUAUUUCAGUGUUGGUGGGAGUAGGAUAUAACAAUGCAUACAGGUAAUGAGGUUGGAAGCCCUAUAAAGAAUACAUAUAAAAAAUAAAAAAAUUCUCUUACUAAAUCAUCCUCUCCAUGGAAAUUUUAGUUUGUUCUUUUUCUCAAUAGAUGAGAAUUGAAUUUAAAAAAAAAAAAAAUUCAAUCUUUGUUGUUGAGAAUAUUAUUAUGAAUAGAACUAUGUAAUUAAUAGGAUAUGUAUGAAAUGUAAGGGUUCAGUCAGAAAUUAGUAAACAAAACAUAUUCAUGUAUAGGCGUGCUGCUUAACUAUAUUCAUCUACAAUGUCGGUAAAGAUUCUCAAGCUGUCUGUUGACCAGUGUCCGACACGAGCCUCAUCACAUCACCUAGUCGAAGCACUGUGUUCUAUGUCAAACCUGACUAACCUGACACUUACAAGGUAUCAAAAUGAGGAGUUCUACUCUACAUUGAAAGCAAAAGCAUCAUCCAUACAGGUCCAGAUUCUUGAGUUUCAUGUCGAGUGUACCGCACCAGCUUCAUCACAAUACCUAGCCGAAGCGCUGUGUUCUAUGCCAAACCUGACUAACCUGAAACUUGGAAGUUAUCUCAGUGAGGAGUUCUACUCUACAUUGAAAGCAAAGGCAUCAUCCAUACAGGUCGAGAUUCUCAAGCUUGAUGUUGUCGAAUGUCCCACACCAGCUUCAUCGCAUCACCUUGCAGAAGCACUGUGUUAUAUGCCAAAGCUGACUGACCUGACACUUCAAUGUUAUAUCAAUGAGGAGUUCUUCUCUACAUUGACAGCAAAGGCAUCAUCCAUACAGGUCAAGAUUCUCAAGCUUGAUGUUGUCAAGAGUCCAACACCAACCUCAUCACAUCACCUAGUCGAAUCACUGUGUUCUAUGCCAAACCUGAUUGACCUGACACUUCGAAUGGUUCUUAAUGAAGAGUUCUACUCUACAUUGAAAGCAAAGGCAUCGUCCAUACAGGUCCAGAUUCUCAAGCUUUAUGGUGUCAGGUGUCCCACACCAGCCUCAUCACAUCACCUAGCCGAAGCACUGUGUUCUAUGCCAAAUCUGACUCACCUGACACUUGGAAUGAGUCUCAAUGAGGAGUUCUACUCUACAUUGAAAACAAAGGCUCCAUCCAUACAGAUACAGUUCACAAACAAUGCAGGUCCGGAUUCUCAAGCUUGAUGUUUAGGAGUGUCCCACACCAGCCUCAUUACAGCAGAAGCACUGUGUUAUAUGCCAAACCUGACUGACCUGACACUUGGAAGUUUUCUCUACAAGGAUUUUUACUAUACAUUGAAAGCAAAGGCAUUAUCCUUACAGGUUUUUUUCCCUCAGAUUAGGAAGGGAAACUUCAGGUUCAAUGGCAUUGCUCACAAUGACUUGGACUCAUUUCUUCACGCCCUCACAUGUUUGCAAAGGUCAAGCGAUUGGCUACAUGAGCAACUCGAUUGACUCUGACAACUCGGCCGACUUGCCACUUGGACGGUCCAAAUGACUCGGAUGGCUCGGUGUACUAAUUUUGUACAUACAUAAUUGUUUGUAAAUUUAGAACUACAUCCAGUUCUAGAUUUCCUGGAAAAUACUUCCUCCGAUUUCCGUCUGUGGAAAUAUUUCAUGGGCUUUCUUCACAUCAUUCCAAUGUACAGUAUAUGGAAAUAUGCUGCUGUAAUUUUAAGAUACAUGUCUCUUUUGUCAAUCUAACAUGCCAGAGUUAUCAGUGUAAUAUCUAAUUUGACAUGGAUUAUUUUUAUGAAUGAUUUACUACAUCCACCAGUAGUACACAAUAAAUUCAGACGAGGAAAUCUUUCCAGGACUUUCUUUACAUCAUUCCAGUGUAUAUGUAAAUAUGCUGCUAUAAUUUGAAGAUACUUGUCUAUUUUGUCAAUGUCACAUGCCUGAGUUACUAGUGUAACAUUCUAUGGGACGUGGAUUAUCGUUUGUAAAUUUAGAACUUCAUCCAGCUUUAGAUUUUAAAAUCCAUCAGAGGAAAUAGUUUUCAUGAUUUUCUUUACAUCGUUCCAGUGUACAUGUAAAUAUGCUACUAUAAUUGUACAAUACAUGUUCAUUUUAAUUGUAUUCAGAACUGGAUUUCAAUAAUGUUGAUGGUACAUAUUCCAGGCUUUUCUUUACAUCGUUCAAUUAUAAUUAAGCAUUGUCAAAGGUAAUACAAAGUUUUGGGAAAUUUUGAAAAUUGGGUGGAGAGUGAUUCUAUACAAUUUUGAUAUAUUUGG